UUCCCGUGGUCCACUAUUCCGGAUGAAAUCGAAAACUGUUCUUCAAAAUGUAUGAGUGAUGUCUUUUUGCAACGCGGCACUGCUCCCUCCUACAAAAAGACGAAUCAAUCCGAUUCGUUAGGUGAUAGAACUUCCCAACACACACCAUUCUGGCAAGAAAAAAUGCAGCUUGAUCGGUACCUCUGCUAA
Haemonchus placei is the source of this 189-nucleotide messenger RNA. Lineage: Eukaryota; Metazoa; Nematoda; Chromadorea; Rhabditida; Trichostrongylidae. The record is from the annotation of a GenBank genome assembly.